Molecule: messenger RNA, 3123 nt
Organism: Dictyostelium discoideum AX4
Lineage: Eukaryota; Evosea; Eumycetozoa; Dictyosteliales; Dictyosteliaceae
Exons: 4
Coding region: 1-3123 (1040 amino acids)
Source: RefSeq, a predicted model, not a curated record
AUGUCUAACUUUUCAAAUUCUAUAGACACACAACGAUUAAAUAAUGUUUUUGAUGAUAUACCUUUUAACUCUGAACAAGAUAAUAAAAUAUAUACUCAUAAUUUUCAAGUUGAUGGUCCCUAUAAUUUCAAAUCUAUAGAAUACGGUUUACAGGGAAGACAAAAUAAUUAUAAAAAGAUAAUGAAUUCUCCAUAUGGAUUUCUUUAUGGUAACAACACACAAUUUAAUUUAUCAUCUUCAAUUAUUAACCCAUCCUUUUUUUUCUCCCGACUUGAAAUAGAAAGUAAAUUUACUUUUUAUUCAGAAAUUCGUGGUUCAAAAUUUAUUUUAAGAGUUGAAGUUACUAGUGAAAGUGGUAUAAAGAAUUUUAAGUCAAUGGAAAAUCAAAAUAAUGAAGGUUCAAUAAUAUGUGGUAUUGAAUGUUUAAUAACAGGGGAUAUAUAUAAUGGUAUAUUUGAAAUUAUUGUUGAAAAUUCAAUUUUAAAUUCUGAACUAUUAUUUGGUAUAUUUGAUCAAGCAAACCAAUUCAUUAAUAUUCCAUUUAUUUAUAUUUCAAAUCAAUCAUUUCCAUCAGUGGAACUAUUUGAAAAUUUUAAUGAAUUAUCAUAUGAAUUGGAAAGUAUUAAUGUUACAAAUACAAUUGUUGCAAAUAGAGUUUACUUUAAUUUUAAAGAUAAAGUACCAAUCGAUUUACCAUUAAAUUUUGUUACCCAAAAGAAAUCAUUAUUACAGAAUAAUCUUAAAUCAUUUCCAGUAGUUUGGAAUUCAGAAAUCCAAUUAUACCAAUCUGAUUUUUAUGUUGAUGCAAAUAUAUAUCAUGGUGAAUUAACCUAUGGUUUUUCAUAUAAAAACUUUAUAAUUGAUCAUUCAAUAUUUCCAAAAUCUUUUCAAUUAAAUGUAACUUCACAUAAUAUGGAUAGUUAUGGCCCAAUAUUUAAAACAAUUCAAAAAACUUAUAAUGUAAUUUCAUCAGAAGAUACUUAUGGGAAAUUUAUUGGUUGGAAUAUUGAAAUUGAAGAUUUACAUAAUGGAUUUGAAUAUGGUAAAAUUACUGUAAGAGGUUUGAUUGACUCAUCCUUGUAUGAAAUCGAAUUUACUACUUCAGAUUUAAUUUCAGGUGAUUCAUUUUUUGGAAUGUAUGAAAUAGGUUUUUUAAUAUACUCUCCAUGUAAAAGUCAAUCAUAUGUAAUAACUGAUGUAUUUUUAAAUGACACAAUAGGUCAUUAUUCAAGAUAUAGUAAUGAUAGAAUUCCAGAUUUAUACGAUUCAUUUAAUCCUUUCAUUAAUUUCUUGGAUGAUUUUGAUAUUUAUACUAUUACUUCCGUUUGCGAAUCUGAACCAGAUUUUGAUACCACUCCUCCAGAAUUGAAAGAGUUUACUAUUUCACCUAAAUCUAUUGACGUUGGCUCCGUUGAUAGAAAAAUAACUAUCACCUUUAUAACUGGUGAUUUGGAAAGUUCUAUUGUACCAAACUCAAAUCCAAUUGUAUAUUUAAGCAGUGUUGGUUUAGAUAUAUUGGAAUGUAAAUCUAGAGUUUAUACUGCUACAAAAUUCUCAACCAAUAUGACGAACGUUCCAUAUAAAUGUGAAAUUGAUUUACCAAUUGGUUUUGGUUAUCCAUAUGGAAUUAUAGUUUCAGUUUAUGGUAUAGUAAAUAGUUAUAAUUAUUUCAGAGGCUAUUCAUCAUAUGACUUGGGUCAACUCGGUUUUCCAUUUACUAUUAAUGUAAAUUAUUCCAAUAUUACCCCAUUAAUUACUGGAAAUAGUGAAAUGAAUAGCAAUGGUGGUGAUUUAUGGAUUUAUGGAAGAUGUUUUGAUGGAGUUGAUAGUGUUAAUGUUAUUUACUCAAAAAUCCAAACUCCACCACCACAAUUACCAACAAAUAAUAAAACUGAACAAAUAGUUAAAAUUUAUCCAAGUGCAAUCUUAAUUUCAAAUAUUAAAUAUACAACUGGAUCAUAUACAAUUCUAUUAAAAAAAUCACAAGGUAAUAUUUUAUCAAAUGAAUAUACAAUUAAACCAUGGAUUGCUAUUCCAACUAUAAGAAGACCAGUAACUGAACCACCAACACAAUCUCCAAUUUUACCAACAAAUUCACCACAAGAAUGUAAAAAUAAUUGCGGUGGACCAAAUAAAGGUAAAUGCGUUACAACUGGAUGUUUUUGUAUAUCUCCAUAUAUUGGGCUUGACUGUAGUUCUAUUGUAAUAACUAUACCACAACCAAAGCCAAACUCUACUGAACCAAACUUAUCUAUUGACAUUCCAUCGAAUGAUGAUGAUGAUGGUGAAAUAUCAUUAAUAACAUUUAAAUCAAUUAUUAAUUUAGUUGCAAUUAGAGAAAUUACAUUUGAUGAUUCAGUUUAUAAAACCCAUAGAUUUGAAAAAUGGGUUUCAACAGAAAUUAAUGAAAAAACUCAACAAUAUAUAACAACAAUUGGUGAUGAUAUUAAUAAUCAAACUAUUGUUAAUGUAACAUUACAAUGGUUUGAUAAAGAAUCUAAUAUUACUUUUGCUCAACAAACAAUUAAAAUGAAUCCUUCAUCUGUUAAAUACACAAUUGAACUUUCAAAAUAUAAUUUUAAUUCAGCAUUAAAUAGAUUACAAUUAGUAAUGUCAGCACAACUUGAAACUAAUUCAAAUGAUGAUUCAAUUUGUUCAGCUAAUGAAUUUGGUGAUACCAGUACAGGUGAUGAUUCAAAUUAUAUUAAAAUUCAAAUUGAUCAACAUUCACUUUAUGGUAGAUUAUUAAAAAGAGGUAUUAUUGAUAAUAGAAUAGUUUCAAUUUCAAAUUCAAUUUUAGAUAAUGAAAUGAAUGCAAUUAAAACACCAACAAAAUCACAAUCAUUCAUUGGUAUUGAUAUACCACAUUAUUCUGUUUCCUCAAUCAUUGAUCCAGAUUUCUCGGUAUUAUUAGAUAUCCUACCUAUCUCUGAUUCAAGUAAUUCAAAGUGUAAUUCAAAAUCUGGUGGUGGUUUAUCAUCUGCUCAAUUGGCUGGUAUUAUCAUUGGUGCUGUAGGUUUUGCUGCAGUUAUUGGAAUUUCUGUUACAUAUAAUUUCGUUAAAACUAAACAAAAGAAAUCUUUUGAGAAAUCAAUUCAAAUGAAAACAAAUAAAAUAGCUUAA